AUGACGCUUGCUAAGCUUGCAUGUUGGGAGGCUGAAGAGCUGCUAAAGUUCAGUGUAGGAGGGGCAGGAGUGGAGAUCACAGAAAGUUUCCCAGAGGAAGAAACUUCUAAGUUUAGUGAAGCCAGAAAGCAUAAGGAGUCCUAUGCGCUAGGAAACCCCUCAGUCCUGGACAACCUGGGACAGCUGGUCACUCAGACUGUACUCAGACAUGCCAAAAUAGACAUGGUAUUCUUCACAGAAAAUGUGCUGAGCAAAGGCCAGAGCCCCAGAAGAAAACAAGUGUGGACUCAGCGAAGCUGCCCUCAUUUGAGGGCGAACCCCACCAGCCCGGGGUUGGGGGGGAUCGGUGGUCUGUGUGAUAUGGCACUGAGCCCCGUACUGUCGGAGUUCCUGAGAGAGCUCCCAGGCUGGCUCCUGUUCUCUGGCAUCUUCCUGCCCGUGACUUUGCUGCUGUUCCUUCUCAUUGCCUACUUCAGGAUCAAGCUGAUGGAGGUUAAUGAAGAACUGUCACAGACUCCUGACCACCAACACAAUCGUAAGGCUAGCUCUUCCUGGUACCAGAGAGAGAAACGGAUGUGA
Molecule: messenger RNA, 579 nt
Organism: Aethalodelphis obliquidens (Pacific white-sided dolphin)
Lineage: Eukaryota; Metazoa; Chordata; Mammalia; Artiodactyla; Delphinidae
Gene: SMLR1
Product: small leucine rich protein 1
Exons: 4
Coding region: 1-579 (192 amino acids)
Source: RefSeq, a predicted model, not a curated record